Messenger RNA from Diaporthe citri, 1107 nucleotides. RefSeq lists its product as uncharacterized. NCBI's taxonomy places the organism in Eukaryota, Fungi, Ascomycota, Sordariomycetes, Diaporthales, Diaporthaceae. The transcript has 4 exons. The record is from RefSeq and is a predicted model, not a curated record. Bases 1 to 1107 code for a protein of 368 amino acids.
AUGGCGUGCUCGCCAGUCUUUAUGACACGCCGUGACAUCCUGCAAACCGCCCAUGAGCCGUUUGGGGAUGCCUUUUACUACGGCCCUGAGCGCCUCAGCGAGCGCUUCGCCGACGAUGAGGAGGCUAGGGUCAAGAGCGGCUUCUCCAAGUCGACCUACAAGACCAUCAUGGACCGGCUCGAGAACGACAGCAAAGAGGGUAAGCGUGUCUUCAUCAAGGACAUCGCUCAUUAUUUGCUCCCGCCCAACGGCAAGCCCGCCAACGUUGCUCCCACCCUCGUCGGCGGCCACAACCUGACCAACGGCUCCGACGACGACAGCAACGACGGCCAGUCCGUCAACGGCGCAGAACACACAGACGGCUUUGUCAACGGCCCCACAAACGGCGACGACGCUGCUGCGCCCGCCCACACAAACGGUUUCGUCAACGGGCCGACAAACGACAACGCCGAAGAGGACAACCCGACGGUGAUGCCGACCGAGAUGCUGCGCGGCUUCCACUGGACCUUCCUGAUCCGGCACCCGCGGCGGUCCAUCCCGUCCUACUACCGGUGCACGAUCCCGCCUCUGAGCGAGCUGACGGGCUUCGACGAGUUCAUGCCCUCCGAGGCCGGGUACGACGAGCUGCGCAGGCUGUUCGACUACCUGCUCGACCAGGGCAUCAUCGGCCCCGCCAAGGCCGGCGAUGAGGCUCCCCUGGACGAGGCGCUCAACGACACGAGCAGCGAGCGGAGUGUGGGUUCGGAGCGCUGCUCCAUCACCGUCAUCGACGCCGACGACCUGCUCAACAACCCCGAGGCCAUCCUCAAGACCUACUGCAAGGAGGUCGGCAUCGACUACAGCCCCGCCAUGCUGCAGUGGGGCGACGAGGACAACCAGCAGUACGCCGCCGAGGCCUUCAAGAAGUGGUACGGCUUCCACCACGACGCCAUCGACAGCACGUGCCUCCGGCCGAGGGCGGGUCAUCAUAAGGUCCCCACCGUCGAGGCUGAGAACGAGGAAUGGCGCAAGAAGUACGGCGAGGACGCUGCCCGGGUAAUUAGGCAGACGGUCGACGCAAAUGUCGCCGAUUAUGAGUACCUCAAGUCCUUUGCCAUCAAGGUCUAA